This is a messenger RNA of Amborella trichopoda, 4816 nucleotides long. The record is from RefSeq and is a predicted model, not a curated record. Lineage: Eukaryota; Viridiplantae; Streptophyta; Magnoliopsida; Amborellales; Amborellaceae.
UUCGUGUAGCCAACCCCAAUUAGUUGGGAAAAGGCUUUGAUGGUGACGAUAUAUAUGUGUGUGUGUGUGUGCGCGCGCGCGCUGCUAUGUAUGACUUGAGGUAAUGCUUUUAUAAUUCUUAAUAAAAUAGUUGCACUUGAGAAUGAGAACACAUUAAUAUGAUAUAACUUUUUGUAAAGAACUAAGGCUAAAACAUAAUGAUGAUUAUAUAGGUUUACAAUCUAUAAAUUUAUAAAACCACACAGUUAUGAUGGCAUAUGUUGGGUUAUUCAUGUCACUUUUUUUUUUUUUACUUGUUCAUGCUACUAUUGAAGUUUUGCUAUUACAUUUAUUACAUCAGAUGUUUGACACAUAUUGAUGAUUAGAGAUUUGUACACUGGAGAAACAAAAAAAUAGUAAUGCAAACAUAAUAUUGGACAACUGGGAUAAUAUUUUCUGGGGGUGGUUGGGGGGGGGGGGGGUUUGUUGUUUUUGGGAAUGGGCUUCCUCUAACUAGUCCUGUCAUAUAUUAUAAAUAAAUUAGUGAGGGAUGCAAUCUUCCUGUGAUACAUUCUUGGCAUGUGCUGACCAAGUAAACAAUAUGGGUGUAUGUUCCAUAAAAAUUACCAUACGAGUUCAAAUCCUGCAAAUCAUCUUUAGCCCAAAGUUUCCUAAUUUCCUUGUUUCAUCCCCUAUUGUGCUUUUCUGUAGACAUUACAUAUUUGUGGUUGCCAUUUAUUAUCAAUUGUUUUUUCUCAUUCAAGUGACAUUUACUAUCUAUUGUUGAACUAAUGAAGUUUUUAAAUGCUGUGAACUCUGUUUUUAGGAUGUUGCUAGUAAUAGUAAGGAACUCAAAAAGCAAGGGUGCCACCAGUGUCAACGGAGAGAACAUGAUGGCAUAGUUAUUUGUUCAAAAUGUGGGAAGAAGCGCUAUUGUUCCACAUACAUUAGCAGAUGGUAAAUAAAUCUAAUGUAUGAAAAGACUCGAUGGGACUGAGCACUGGUCUUGAAUGGUUAGGGCGUUAACAUGGCAACGCCACAUCCCUGGUUUUAUUCCCAUCCGACUGCCUCAUACCAAGAAAGCCAAGACUCUUAUGUGAAUCUCUGUGCAGUGAUCGAUAUUGUGAUCGGAGAAGAAACAUACAUGAUAAAAAGGGCUUUUUAUUUUCUUUUUUUGGUCGGGGGUGGGUACACUGGUUAUUCUAUUCAUUUACUUUUAAUCAUAGAUGCUUUAUUGGGGUUGCUAAUUUCUCUGGGGAACUUCUUGGGUUCUUUUAUUUAAUUUAGAGGGAUUUAUUUUAAUUUUUAUUUUUGGUAAUGGGUUUAAGCUUGGUGAUCAAAGUUCUCAUGCCUUUGCUUUCUAUGUUCCUUGUUUUUUCUUCACAAUUUAUCCCUCUUUCUCGUAUGUGAACAUAUACAUAAAAAUAUUUAUUUCUGUGGAGCAUUUUCUUAGAGACUGCCUGGCUUGGUUUCCUUUUAGGCCAGUGGGAAGGACAUAGAAGCCAGUGUCAAACAAGUGAUGUCCUUGUUGCAUCAGGUUCUUCCUAUUGCUGAAAAUAUUCAUGCUGAACAGAAUUUGGGAAGCGAGGUGGAAUGCAGGCUAGGGGGUUAGUCAAUAUUGGCCUGACCAUUCUAGAUGUGCUUAUGUUUGUUUUCUUGUCUAUUAAUUUUUCAUUCGAUUCCACUAUCUGGAGUUUAUGCAUACCCUUCAGUUCUUAUUGGUGCUUCAAUUCUUAGGAGUUCGGCGAGCUGAUCUGUACGAAGAAAAGUCAGAGCUGAACUCUGACGGACAUUUAUAUUGGUAUUUCAACUCUUACUUUGGAUAUCCUGUCCAUAUAUGUCAGUGGACAUGGAAGAGUGUGUGACUUAAUGGAAGUUUCUAUUGGAUUGAAAUCCGUAUUCAAAAAAAAGUUUCUAUUGGAUUGAAAAUGUCAUCAGAUUUUAUCUAGAUGCUGAAUUUGGGUUUAGUUGAGUGGAAUGUAGUUUUCAUCACUUCUUUUUCUUUUAUCAGUUGCCUGAUAAUAUCAUUUUAAAAGAAGCAACAGGAGACAUUUUCGUGACGAAAGUUCCAUGUAAACCUUAUUUGGAUAUCCGAAACUUUUUACCUUGUCCUAAACUGUUUAAUUGUUUAGUCAUGUAUAUAUAUAUAUAUAUAUAUAAUAAAUAAAAUGAUCUCUCCCCCCCCCCACAACCUCAAAAACCAUAUUGAAGAUGUGCGAGGGACCAAUAAUACUCCAAUACCCAUAUUUCAACUCUUAUUUUGGAAAUCCUGUGCAUAUAUGUCAGUGGUCAUGGAAUAGUGAGUGACUUAAUGGAUAUUGGAUUGAAAUGUCAUCAGAUUUUAUCUAGAUGCUGAAUUUGGGUUUAGUUGAGUGGACUGUAGUUUGCAUGACUUCUUUUUCUUUUAUCAGUUGCCUGAUAAUAUAUAAAAUGAUCUUCGCCCCCCCCCCCCAACAUCAAAAACAUAUUGAAGGUGUGUGAGUGACCAAUAAAACUCCAAUAGCCUCCGAAUCAUUCUCCUCUAAAUAAUAUUUGAUUUGGAGGUCCCUAAACUCUCUAAAUUCCCUACAUCAUAAAUUCGGUCAUUCAAAUGGACAGUCUAGACUCAGUUUGGGGUGACGGUGUAUUUGGAGCAUUUUGAGAUCUCUAAUUGAAUUUUUUUCAAUAGACUGUUUAUCUGUGGUUUAUUUGGGAACUUUUUUGGUCACUCUUAUGGCUUGGAAAUGGUUUCUGAGGUGGGGGGAACAUCAAUGGGCGUGCUCUAGGGGGUGGUGGUGGCACACAAUAAUUUCCCAUGUGUUUGUUCAUUCUGUAUAUGAUAUUCAAACCUUGAUUUUUAAUUCAUACUCAGCUGUAGUAUUUGUAUGGUUUUCCUUGCAUGGCAGCCACAAUUGCCCCCACCCCAAAGGCAGUGAGGCCAAAACUGCUGACCACCAGACGACAAAAGGACCCAGGUUCAAGUUUCGAAAGAUUGUUCUCAGGAUGGGAAUGAGCAAACAUGCAUGGCUGGAAGCAGAGUUGGUUUGGAUAGCCGAGUUUUGUUUGCUGACAGACGUAUUUGGGUGGAUCCAUCCUGCUCUUUUCCUGCAAACAAAGAUGGUAUGAUACCUCGCCCACUAAAAGAGCAAGGAAAUUGUGGGCCCCGCAUACUCAUGGUAAAGCAUGACCUAAAAACAAAUAUGGUUGUCGAGUUGCUUAGCAAUGCCCAGGAACUCAUCCAUAGCAAUGAUCAGUUGAUCAAGGAUGCCGGGUUUUCUCAAAAAUGCCCUCGAUGCCAUCCUUCCAAUAAUUGGUCAGAAAUUAACAUCAACAAUGGCUUCUAAGCUCAUGGAGAAGGUGAUUGCUUGGAGUAUUGCAAGAAGCUGGAGGAAAAUUUACAGUACUUGGGACUACAAAUUAAACAUUAUCAAGACCACUGUGCAUUUCUCAAGGAUCAAUCAGACAUAUCAACUGUGUGCUGGGGUACAUUUGAUGGAAUUCUCUUCAAGGUUCUCAGAAGCACAAGUAUACAUAUAGCCAGAGUUCAAAAUUGCAGAUGGUUGAAAGCUGAAACUCGGAUUUCAUAUAAGGCUCUUUCGUCAACCAAAGUAGACUUGAAAAGCGCUAUCCUCCUGAUGCAGCCAAGGGCAAGAGUCAUACAUAGUGGUCUCAACAAAAAGGCUGAGGCGAAUACAUACGAGCAGAUACAAAGGCAAGAAAAAGCAGUAGGAGUAUUAUCCAAGUUGAAAUACAUGGGUGCAUUUCCAAAUUCUGUAACUGCAGAUGUGCUUGGUAUAGUCGCAACGCUCGGGAAUUUAUGCAAUGACAACCUUAGCAGGCUUUUUGCAGAAUAUCUUGGAAUUGAAACCAUGCUUGCUAUUGUAUGUAAGACAUAUGAUGGUGUCAAUGCUCUUAAAAAGUAUAACAAUGACGGCAUGAUCGACCAGGCAAUUGGAAUUCAUGGACAUGGGAUUUCUAAGGCUAGACCCACUAAUGGCAGGUUUUAUGUCAUUUGUCUUGAGGAUCUAAGACCAUACCAAGGAGGCACAAGAGCUGGGGACUCGCAAAAGAAGCUUGAUUUGGUGGAGCCCAGACUCCCCACUGGGGAUUACCCACCUGGCUUUCUAGGCUUUGCAGUCAAUAUGAUCAGCAUUCAGAGUAAGAAUUUAUCUCGUGUCACUGCAAAUGGACAUAACCUGAGAGAAACGCUGUUCUAUAGUCUCUUUUCUCGAUCGCAAGUGUAUCGAACCAGGAGUGAGAUGCAAUCGGCCAUUCCUUGCAUAAGUGAAGGUGCCAUUUCUUUAGACGGUGGAAUGAUGAAAAGCAAUGGCAUCUUUAUCCUUGGUGCCACGGAAAAAGUGGAUAUUAGAUUUUCGUUGACUUCAGAAUUUAUAGAUCAACCAAUAAAUAUCACUGAAGAAAUGGAGGACCCUAGACUGUUUACAUGGGAAAAAGAAAUAAUUGAUAAAGAUUUGCAGAGGCAACAAGAGCUUCUGCAAAAUGUGAAAAUCACAUUUAAACAGAAGAAGCUGGAGUUCAAUAGGUUAACCCCAAUAAGUGAGGUACUGUUUGAGACUCAAAUCGGUUAAAUUUGAUUACAAAAUUCUGAUGACUAUUUUUUUUGGUAGAAAAUUAUAGAUACCCUAAAAUGAACUUUGUAGGUAUCUUCCCCCAGUACUUUUAAUAUCACACUUUAGACCCAAACAUUGUUUUUUUUGUAUUUACCCUUGUCAAAAAGUCGAAAAAAUUGAGACUAAAAUGCCAUUCUCCUCUCUCACUCUCUUUACCCACCCUCUCUUUCUACCUACCCUCUCGCACACUCUCACUACUCGCCCUCUCUCUCUACCUGCCCUCUCUC